GCCUUCCGGAGUCCCGCCCGCCAACGCCGCAGCCGCACUCUCUCGCGCCGGUCAGCCGCCUCCGCCUCGGGGAAGCUCCUGGCCGGAGGGGACUGAGUCUGCCUUGUUCUGACCUCUCCAGACUACCAUGCCGAGCAAGAGCGACCACAAGGACAAGAAAACUCCCAGUGAGGAUGAAAGGGGUGCGGACUUGGCCGUUCGAACUCGCAAAAGGAAAGCUGAUGUUGCAAUUUUUUUACAGGAUCCAGAUGAAGAAAUUUCUGCAAUGGAAAUGUCCAGGAAGAAACAGAAUGAAAACCAGCUGUCCUUAAAGUUUGAUGCGCAUCCACAGCCCCAUACGGUGAUCCCCACACCAGACAAAGAUGAUGAGCUUGGAAGUCCAGACUUCUCUUCCAUGCAUCAAAGGCUGAUUUCGGCUAGAGCGUCACCGUUGCCUGUAUUGGGCUGGGCGAAUAGGGAUGAAGUAUGGAGAAACAUGAUAAACAAGGAACAGGCAUAUGUGAGGGACAAGCAGUAUAUGCAAAGGCACCCGCUCUUGCAACCUAAAAUGCGGGUAGUGCUCCUUGACUGGCUAAUGGAGGUCUGUGAAGUCUACAAACUCCACAGAGAGACGUUUUAUUUGGCACAAGACUUCUUUGAUCGGUUCAUGGCAACGCAGCACAAUAUUGUAAAGACUCUUCUGCAACUUAUUGGGAUUUCUUCUUUAUUUAUAGCCGCAAAGCUUGAGGAAAUCUAUCCUCCGAAGUUGCAUCAGUUCGCAUAUGUUACAGAUGGGGCUUGCACAGAGGACGAAAUCCUUAGCAUGGAACUCAUCGUUAUGAAGGCACUUAAUUGGAAUUUGAGUCCCCUGACAGUUGUAUCCUGGCUUAACGUAUACAUGCAAGUCGCCUACCUGAAUGAGAUCUGUGAAGUGCUGCUACCACGAUAUCCCCAACAAGUAUUUGUGCAAAUAGCAGAACUUUUAGAUCUUUGUGUGCUGGACGUUGGCUGUCUGGAAUAUACGUACGGCAUUCUAGCUGCUUCCGCCUUGUACCACUUCUCUUCUUGUGAGUUGAUGCAGAAGGUUUCAGGUUAUGAACUGCGCGACAUAGAAGAGUGUGUGAAAUGGAUGGUUCCUUUUGCACUGGCCAUCCGGGAGGCGGGGAGUUCUCCGCUCAAACAUUUCAGAGGCGUUCCUGCAGAAGAUUUGCACAAUAUACAAACGCACAUAAAUACCUUUGAUUUGUUGGAUAAAGUUGAAGCACAACGGGCCAUACUGGCUGAGAAAAACCGGACAUCACCUUUACCUACCGGUGUCCUCACUCCACCGCAGAGCAGUAAGAAACUGUCUUUUACAUCUCAGCAGCUGUGACCGCACAAGCUGCCCGGACUCGAGGACCUUUUUUUGUGGCUAAAGUGCCUCUUUGUUUGUCGAUUCUUGGUUCUCUACUGUGAGAUGCUGCCAAUGACAGAGAAGCCUUAUGAAUUCUUAAAAGGAAAACUUGUGUUUUUUUUUUGAUGGAUGAAACUUGCAUUAUGAGAAUUAUUUUUACUGAACACUUUUUAAAAAAUGACCUGAUCAAGUCCACCAACCACCUAAAAAAACAGGCAUUUGCUUGAUUUUGCUGCUAAGGAAGGUGAUACUUGAUGUGCUGGUAGGUUGCAAGACGGGCUUCGGCCCCUGCUGCUUUUGGAGCGCCGAACUGGAGAUGCUCUAGCUUGGGACUAACUGUGGAAAGCAAGCAUCUCUUCAGACCUUUAGUUUACAGGUUGGUACUUUUUAAAAGAGAAACACUUUUUGUAAAUUCUAUGAUGUCUCUUGAUUUUUAAAUAAAAUGCUAU
Messenger RNA from Eublepharis macularius, 1821 nucleotides. RefSeq names its product cyclin E1 (gene CCNE1). The record is from RefSeq and is a predicted model, not a curated record. The transcript has 12 exons. Bases 128 to 1351 code for a protein of 407 amino acids. Gene Ontology annotation, cellular component: nucleus; cytoplasm; cyclin E1-CDK2 complex. Gene Ontology annotation, molecular function: cyclin-dependent protein serine/threonine kinase regulator activity. NCBI's taxonomy places the organism in Eukaryota, Metazoa, Chordata, Lepidosauria, Squamata, Eublepharidae. Gene Ontology annotation, biological process: G1/S transition of mitotic cell cycle; regulation of cyclin-dependent protein serine/threonine kinase activity.